Messenger RNA from Bombyx mandarina (wild silkworm), 3338 nucleotides. Its product is annotated as matrix metalloproteinase-2. Gene Ontology annotation, biological process: collagen catabolic process; proteolysis; extracellular matrix organization. The record is from RefSeq and is a predicted model, not a curated record. Gene Ontology annotation, molecular function: zinc ion binding; metalloendopeptidase activity. NCBI's taxonomy places the organism in Eukaryota, Metazoa, Arthropoda, Insecta, Lepidoptera, Bombycidae. Gene Ontology annotation, cellular component: extracellular matrix.
AACGGGUGGCGGUGGCCCUCUCCCUAGAAAAUGUGCCGGAAGAACGAGGGUUACUUUAAUUUUUAAAGUGGGUAGUCAGAAUGUAAAGGGGAGAUAGAGGGUCGCGUAGGGCUCGGCUGGUCGGGCGGCGGCGCUGGCGACUUCGAUGACCUUGAGUUUGUCAUCGACGCGUCGCCCUUCUCUGCUGGACCCGUACGAGACACGCAGCGUGUUGGCACGCGCCCUCGACGUUUGGGAACAAGCCUCCCGACUUACUUUCACAGAAGUAAAUUCGGAAGAGGCCGAUAUCCUUGUCUCGUUCGCCAAACGUUACCAUGACGAUGCAUAUCCAUUCGAUGGACGAGGUACGAUUCUAGCUCACGCUUUCUUUCCUGGCGUGGACCGCGGUGGUGACGCGCACUUUGAUGAUGACGAACUCUGGUUGUUAGAGCCCAAAGAUGACGAUGAAGAAGGCACAUCACUUUUUGCUGUUGCUGUUCACGAGUUUGGACAUUCGUUAGGACUUAGCCACAGUAGUGUAAAAGGCGCACUGAUGUACCCUUGGUAUCAGGGUAUUCAAUCUAACUUUGUAUUACCUGAAGAUGAUCGUAAUGGCAUUCAACAAAUGUAUGGUCCAAAAUUAAACAAUAAGAAAUGGGCAAGAAUCCCUUCAUACAAACCAGUUCAAACACCACCAACAACCACUACGACUACCACUACGACCACAACAACCAGAAGGCCUUAUAUCCACCAUAAUAGACAUCAUGGAGUUCCGAACAUGCCCCGUGAUCCAUCUAGAAACCCAGUUUACUACCCGAGAAGACCUUAUUACCCUGAUCGUCAUUACCACAAUACAACCGAAGAUCAUCCACGCAGAACGAAUUACAAUUACCCUCGAAUUGAGACUACCACGCACGCAAUAACUUACCGCCCCCGAUACCCCUAUAAACCGGAGUAUCCCAGCUACCCAAGACCAAACUAUCCGGUCGAUCCUAGGCAAGAUUACCCUAAGCAGGACUACCCUAGAUCAGAUUAUCCUAAGCGACCAUACUAUCCAGAGAAAACUACCACUACUACUCAAAGGCCCACGCCGCCACAAAGGCCGACUCCAACUUCACCAUCGGAUAAACCAAAUACGUGUGAUACAAAUUACGACGCUGUCGCUUUAAUACGUGGCGAACUCUUCAUAUUCAAAGACAGGUAUCACUGGAGGAUCGGAGCUCACGGUCGAUAUCCUGGUUACCCAAUGGAAAUAACUAGAAUGUGGUCCAGUUUACCAAAAAAUCUAACACACGUGGACGCUGUUUAUGAAAGACCAGAUAAACAUAUUGCUAUCUUUAUAGGAAAGGAGUUGUAUUUGUUCAAUUCACAAUAUUUAUUGCCCGGCUAUCCGAAACCUUUGACCAAACUGGGUUUACCUGAAACUUUGGAGAAAUUGGACGCGGCAAUGGUUUGGAGUCUCAAUGGCAAAACUUACUUUUACAGUGGAACUAUGUAUUGGAAAUAUGAUGAAGACGAAGGAAAAGUAGAACUGGACUAUCCCCGUAAUAUGGCCAUGUGGAAGGGGGUUGGAUACAACAUCGAUAGUGUUUUCCAAUGGAAAGACGGGAACACCUAUUUCUUCAAAGGAAAAGGAUAUUGGAAAUUCAACGACCUGCAAAUGCGAGUGGAGCACGAACAACAACUUCCGUCAGCCCCGUUCUGGAUGGGUUGUCCUGGAGAGAGAAGCGGUCGAAAAUAUCCUUAUCGCGCUCCUGCAGCACCAGGAUCUACUUUACGAUCGCCGAGUUCAUCAUCAACGCUACAUUUAACUAACUUAAUCGCACUUAUCUCUUCUCUAGUUAUAUCGCUCAAUAUGUCUUUACAAUUUUACUGAAGUAGAUUGGAACUAUUAUAGAAUAAUCGCAGAAUACACUUUUUUUAUUUUAACUUUAGUAGUACACAAGACUUACGCUUUUUCUUCAGCCAUUUGUAAUAUCAAACUUACUCAAAACGACGCAAACAUAUCCAGAAUACGUCUGAUAAAAAUCUAGAAUUAAAUUUUUAAUAUUUGCGAAAAUUGCACUGCCUCCUUUGUAUUUCCUAUUAUUAUUAAAUGUAGAUAUAUACCUGUGAACUUACUAGAUUAAUUACUAGCUGUAAGUAUCAAGUUUUAUUUCUAUAGUUAUUACUAUAUGUACAUUUUGAUCUCAAUAUGAUCGAGUGUUUCGUUUGUUAAUGACAUGUAAGGUAUAUAACACCAUUCGUUUAGCUUCUGUACAGUUACUGUUCGUCUUGUCCUUUGAUGUCUAUGCCAUUUAUCUAUAUAGCAUUGUGAUUAUAAAAUCAUUAUAUUCUUACUGUGAAGAAUACAGGGUAUCCCGCGGUUAUAUUAAAUUAUGGUAAAAUACUCUAAUUAUAUUUGCAGGAAUAGGAUACGAAUAAAUUUACAGAAAAUACAUUUUUUUAACAAAUCGAUCGUCCUGUAGAUAGCCUGUGACUGUUAUCGAAACAAUCCAAUAUGGCGAUUAGCGUUACCUUCAUUUUUUUUGCGCGCGCUUACAAUACUCUUUGCUUGCGCUUGGCGUUUUCUCUUCCAUGAGCUUUCGGGACUGCUCUUUUCUGUAUUUAAUUGAAUCUUAGUCAUUUUGAGAAUCACUCUACCAACAAUGUGUUUUUAUUUUAUUUUAUAGAUAUGUAAAAUGUUACAUUACUUCGCUAUGAGAAAUAACCGUUGGACAUCCUGUAUAAAUUGUAGUAUAUGCGUGUAUUGUAUACAUUAAUUAAUGUAUGACAUAUGUAUGUAUAUGUACACUCGUGCUAUAAUAUGCCGAGAUAUAUAUUGUAUGUUGCUGAAAACAUUUAUUCUCCAAUGCCUUACUUUAUCAAACAUAUUUGUACGAUACGAGAAUGUUGUGUAUUAUUUGCUAGUUUUAUGUAUUUUAUAAGUAUGUACUCUAAAUAAUAUAAAAUUUGAAAUUUUUUAAGUAAUUUAUUUAACACUAUUAUAAAUGCUGGUAACAGAGGUACACUUAAAUUUAAUAUUUGUAAUUAAAAUUUGUAAGAUAUCCUAAAUUGCCAUAAUCAUAAAUUUAAUAUAGUGUAAAAGUUAAUUUGUACAUUUAAAACGUUUUAGCGUUAAAGAAACUGAAAUUAUAGAAUUACUCAAAAUUAGGAUAUUUCAAUUGCUGCAAAAAGUCUGUAGAUUUUCAUUACCAAUUCAUGGAAUUAUAAAUGAGAAAUAUGGUAGAAUGAAAAUGGUGCUUAUUGUAGUUAGAUAUUGUACAGAAUAAAUUUAACUUGAUAUUUUUGUAUUUUAAUGUUAAAACCACAAUAAGGAAUGUUUACCGCAUACAAUAAGAUUUUUUUCAUUUCUAGGA